Molecule: messenger RNA, 1884 nt
Organism: Endocarpon pusillum Z07020
Lineage: Eukaryota; Fungi; Ascomycota; Eurotiomycetes; Verrucariales; Verrucariaceae
Exons: 3
Coding region: 1-1884 (627 amino acids)
Source: RefSeq, a predicted model, not a curated record
AUGGACAGCUCCGGAUCCAAGUAUGACACGGUAGGUGGUGGUGGUGGUGCAGGGGAGUCUUCUGGCUCUGGUUUGGCAUCUUUAGGACAAGAGCGCCCUCAGACACGGCAGAGUCCAUCACCAUCUUCACACGCCUCUCAGCAGCCUCUUCCUCAGACUUUUCAGCAGCUUUGUAUGCAAGGGGGUUCCUCACGGACUUCCGACCAGACGCCUCAACGAGCCUUCCAGCCACCUCCUCAAGAAACUUGCCAGCAACCUGACAGAAGCACCAACGCGGUGCCAAGCACCCGUCCAGCAGCUACUGUCAACUCACAUAUAGCCGUAGAGCCUUCCACCGACUCAGCAUCGAGGAAACGAAGGCGGGAGUGGCCAACAGGAGCGGACGGUGCACAGACUGUGUCAUCAAGUCUUCCACCCGGUCCCUGCUCUUCUUCCUCAGCUCCAGCUAGUGGAUCUUCGGUAGGAGUUCUAACAAGACCAUCUGUGGGGCAACAUGUACAAACCAGACCCCCAACAGGUCCCUUUCUUCCUGCCCCAGGUGCAACCACUAGACCUCCAAUUACAAAUACUGAGACACAGCCACAUGCCGGGACUUUGCCAAAUGCGCUAGCUGGCCAACAAUCAGCUGCUGGAAGUUUGGCAGAUUCUUCGCAGAGGCCUUUAGGUAGACCACCUUCACAGGAGCGACCGCGGAAUAGCCCACCAGCCAGUGUGACUCACAUUCCAAAAACGGCCGCCCAAUCUUCAAGAGUCGUCUCUAGAUAUCCAAAACGCAAGAUCCGACUUGGUCUCGAGCUUGAGUUUUAUAUUGCUGCUCGUUGCGAAAAGCAUGAUUCCGACGACCGAAGAGCGUUUAUCAGAACCCUUGCAGAUAACUACAAUCGAGAAAUUGCUGGUCGACAUCGUUCAAUGCAGCGUCAUAUGCUGACAGAGUCUUUCAGCCAAGGCUAUAAUGGGAGAGAUCGUUACGGCAGAGAAUGGACUUUUGUUCAUGAGGAGGGCUUCUAUUUCCGGACGGGCAAAUUUUGGCAAUUGAAGAUGUUGUCACCGGUAUUUGAUAUUGUCCCCGGCUCAGACUGGCAACAGCAUGUGCAAGCGCUUUGGAACUAUCUUACCAAACACUACCAGAUCAAAUAUGCUAAGGAUUGUCGUACUGGUAUCUACGUUUCGCUUCAUCCUGAAUGUAAUCUACCAGAGCUGAAGCGGCUAAUAUCUAGUGUCUUUCACUUUGAGCCAGCCAUUGAGGCAUUGCUGCCUGAAAACCGCCUUGAUGCUUGGUGUGCCAAAAGCAAUUGGCUUUAUCACGAGUUGACGGCGCCGGAUGCGAUGAGUCGACAUGAUUUUCUGUUAGAUAUUCAAGAAGCAGGAAACAAAAGGAAUCUGGUGGACAAAGUGCAGGACAUAUCGCAUGGCCAUGCUUGUUGGUUUUGUUGGAAUUUCAGCGGCCUCCAGGGAAAUGACUUUCACCAACACGGUCGAAUGAUAAAUUUCCGCAAACCUCCCGCGGGGCCUUCAUUGCCCGCCUCGACUUUCAGAUGGGCUCAGUUUACAAUCACGUUUAUCUUAGCCGCCAUACAGUACGGAUCUCCAGAUAACCUGACUAGCCUGUCGCAUAACAUAGGAGAGUUGCGAUCUUUCAUGAGCCGUGCCGCAUUACCCGAUGGAGUAGGCGAAUUCCAUCUGAUGGACAUGUUGUGGAAGGGCAAAGAUCCCAAGGCAGCUCGAGAGCCCAGGAUGGAGAAAGCACACUUGGAUGACCCGCUUCUCAAGUGGGAGCUAGGGGUCAAUAUCAAGAGGCUGGUACAGGAAGAUGCGGUGGAGUGUCAAGCAACCAUCCCGCAAGAUUUUGGGAAUUAUCUCAGAGGCUUCGACCCGACUGCCUGA